AUUGGUCAUUUUUGAUGAUUCAAAUUUUGUGACAGGUAAGCCUUAUCAUUGUUGAGGCGUGACAACGCGAAAACGCAAACACAGGGAUGAGUCCGCAGACGACAAUAUAGACCAGGAAACAGAAGUUAAUAGUGUUAAUGUGAUACUGAAGAAAGAGAUUAAGAAAAUCAACACCAUUAAAAAUAAGUUGAAUGAAAUGGCGUCUUUCCUUAAAACAAUUGCUGUAAAAGUCUUAUUGUGGAUCACAGUCAUACUUUAUAUAGAUGCAGAGGAAUUCAAACGAGUGUGUUAUUACACAAACUGGUCAGAGAACAGAGCGGUGGUGAAGUCCAGAUUUCACCUUAAAGAACACCUGGACCCCUUUCUGUGUACACAUUUAAUUUAUGCAUUUGCAAAUAUAAUCCCCCAAGAAUUACGCUUACAGCGGUCAUAUGCAGAGGAAGAUGACGGGAAAAUCCCAGGAUCAGGACUUAUGUUUGAUUUUACAGGACUUAAAAAGAAAAAUCCCAUAUUAAAGACAAUUUUGUCGAUCGGAGGAGAGACUUCGUCGAAUAAUUUUAAAGUGAUAAUGGGAUCCGAUAAGAAUAUUAAAUCAUUUGCACAGAAUAUUUACAUCUAUAUCCGUGACAGAAAUUUUGAUGGAAUUGAUGUUGACUGGGAAUUUCCAGGAACUAUUUACAGAAAUGAAUUCGUUAUUUUUCUCAAGGAAUUAAGGUCUGUAUUUGCUGCCAAAGCCCAGGAAACCGGAAGUGAAGAGAAACUGAUCACCAUAGCAGUAGCCCCUGGAAAACAUAACAUCGAAGAGUCGUAUGAUAUGCCUGAAAUCAUAAAGUAUGUCGAUUUCAUCAACGUAAUGGCGUACGACUAUUUUGGACCCUGGAGCCACAAAACUGGUUUUAUGGCACCGCUCUAUUCCCGGUAUUCAGAUUUGAGUAUCGACACUACUCUAUCGCAGAACUGGACGAUGAACAAGUAUUUAGAACUAGGGGCCCCACCUGAAAAACUUGUCAUGGGUCUACACGGUGCAGGGUCAAGUUUUACCCUCGCAAAUAACAGCAACCACGGUGUGGGGGAUGCAGUAUCCGAAGCUGGUAUGGAAGGACCGUUACUUAAAGUGGAGGGGCGGCUGGCUUAUCCUGAGAUUUGUCAGAUGAGUAAAGAUGAAACAGUGUAUGACGAAGAACAAAAACAGAAGUACAGUUAUCAUAGGUCUCAGUGGUAUGGAUACGAAGACCCAGAUACUAUUGUUUUAAAGGUCCAGUACGCUGUUCAUAAUAACUUUAGUGGUGUGAUGUUUUGGUCUCUGGAUUUAGACGAUUUUGCGGGGAAAUACUGCAACCAAGGAAAAUAUCCGCUGCUUUCCGCUGUUAAAAACAUCACCCACCUCAUGGGACCAGGGAUUGGAUCUUCAACAAAUGACCCCAGCCGACAACCCGUCACGGGUGACGUCACAAGAAGACCCACAACGACCACAGUUUGGCCGCCAAAGGACGGCGGCUUCAAAUUAUUUAUUGUUGAUUCGAGAAGUGCAGCGACAAAACAAAUGUGUUCCAAUUUCAUUUUACUGUUGACUUUAUUUGUAUUUUUGUUUACCAAUUUGAUGUAAAGUAAUUUAUGGGUUUUUUUUAUUUUGAAAUAAAA
Molecule: messenger RNA, 1641 nt
Organism: Saccostrea cuccullata (small rock oyster)
Lineage: Eukaryota; Metazoa; Mollusca; Bivalvia; Ostreida; Ostreidae
Product: chitinase-3-like protein 1
Exons: 8
Coding region: 197-1606 (469 amino acids)
Biological process (GO): carbohydrate metabolic process; chitin catabolic process
Cellular component (GO): extracellular region
Molecular function (GO): chitin binding; chitinase activity
Source: RefSeq, a predicted model, not a curated record